AUCUCAGAAAAUGAUUAUAUAAGAGUAGGACUGUACUUGGACCGUUAAGUAGGAGCAGAGAAGCAACCUCUGUGUUAUAAUUGUGAUCUUUUUACUCAUUGCACAAUAGCUAGGGUUUUCACCCACUGAAAUUGGUUCCAAUUCCAAUCUGCAGAUGUUCUCUUCCACAUAUGACUCCAACCUUUUCCCAACCUUUCCCUCGUCUUCUUACCCUUCCCUUCCUUUUCUCAUUGAUCCUGAAAAUGAUUUUGCAAGCAACACCUUUCUUGAUGACCCUUUUCUUGUUCCCUUCGUUCCCACUACGCAUGAUCCUCCAUUCCCUGAAGAAACUGUUGCCAAUUUUGCAGUUGCAGACUGCACUGCCAUGCUUGAACAUGAUGCAAACACUAACUAUGGUUCCCACUAUGGUAGCAUUUCCAAUUUUCUCACCCAGAAACCAGCCGUAGCCAAGAAAGACAGGCACAGUAAGAUUCACACAUCUCAGGGUUUGAGGGACCGCAGGGUGAGAUUAUCAAGCGAAAUAGCCCGCAAGUUCUUUGAUCUUCAGGACAUGUUAGAGUUUGACAAACCGAGUAACACCCUUGAGUGGCUCUUCACAAAGUCUGAGAAUGCAAUCAAAGAACUAGCUCAAAGUAAGAAUAGCGGCAGUAGUAGUGGGGGUGACAAGUGCUCGUGCGACCCUUCUGUGGAUUCAAAUAACAACAAAUCAUUGGUGGCAAGUGGGGGUCAUGGUUCUAAAGGGAGGAAGUUGAAAUGGUCACAGAGGGAUGAUGUUUGUGUUCAAACAAAAAAGGAGUUAAGGGAAAGGGCAAGAGCAAGAGCAAGAGAAAGGACUUGUUACAAGAUGUGUAGCAGUAGAAGGGUGCAGCAAGAGUUUGAUGAGAGGUGCCCUGCAACUGCAACCACUCAAAUGCUGCACCAAUUGAGGUCAUCCAUUCAGCCUGAACCUGAUGAUGCUUGCGCAAGAUGGGUUCAACCUUAUGACAACCCUUAUGUCAUCGAUAGCGAAGCACCGAGAGAUGGCUUUAACGUCAUUGAAGAAUCUAUUAUGAUAAAAAGGAACAUGAGGCCGUCAUCUUUGAUGGCUUCUCAUCACCAAAACCAAAACCAAAACCUUGUGAUCCCUAGGGAUGCAAGUUUCAACAAUAAUGAGUACUGCGCGCCCCUAUUACCCUAUUCCACUCCAAACUGGGAUACUAGUGGCCUUGUUAAUGGAUGCUCUAACUUUUGUGGAAUAGGCUCCAUGAAUCUAUCAACAUGUUUCAUGAACCCGUGUGAUUUUUGCGUCCAGAUUUGUAGAGGUUCAUUCAAAUCUUUGGAAAUUCUUGGGAGGAGUGCAUCAAUCAGAGUCGACACUAAUGUGCUAGUUUUCGGUAAAAUCUGAUCAGAAUGAAAUCCUCGAGUGUGCUUUGCCUUGUAAUCAUCAUCCCAUAGUUCUGUGUUUCUUCUCUCUAUCAGCAACUUUUUCUGCCCUAUAUUCCCAUUUACAAUGUUUGUACUGAUUCUUGUUGAUAAUCACCCAAUGGCAUGUCAAAGUUCGCAUAAAGGUUUGCUGCGUCCUGCGUGCAUUAUAUCUGUCCAAUAUUUAAAGUGUGAUUUAACAAGUAUUAUCAAAAGUGAUGAAGUCACUCGCUAGCAGCUUUAUGCUUUUAGUUUUUUAUUUAUGUAAUUGAUUUGCCUUCUUUGUGAAAAGCAGUGAUGUACUUUUGGUGCAAGGGUUUACAAGAAUCAGGAGAAAACUAUAAAAUUUCA
Cajanus cajan (pigeon pea) is the source of this 1752-nucleotide messenger RNA. The record is from RefSeq and is a predicted model, not a curated record. Lineage: Eukaryota; Viridiplantae; Streptophyta; Magnoliopsida; Fabales; Fabaceae.